This is a messenger RNA of Phalaenopsis equestris, 1454 nucleotides long. Its product is annotated as phosphatidylinositol 4-phosphate 5-kinase 4-like. Lineage: Eukaryota; Viridiplantae; Streptophyta; Magnoliopsida; Asparagales; Orchidaceae. The record is from RefSeq and is a predicted model, not a curated record. The transcript has 3 exons. The coding region runs from base 104 to 1270 and encodes 388 amino acids.
UAGGCCUAAAGGCGAAAGCUUUCCCGUUUGGCGCUCGCUACUCUCUCUCUACUGUACUCGCUUUGAUUAAAGAGCUCGGGAGCACAGAGAACAGAGAAGAGGAAUGGAAGUACAGAACUCGAAGUCGAAGCUCACACGAACUCCUUCCUUGCUUCUACGUUCCCAGACCAUUCGCUCGGUUCAUAGCCUUCCCGCCCUCGAAGAGAUUAGUACCGACCCAGAGGAGGCGAAGCCUCAUUUAUCACCGCUCUCUUCCGCCACCUCUUCAAGUCUGCCGGGCUACUCCGGCCACUGCCUCGUCAUCCUCUACCUUGUCCUCUUACUCAUUCUCAUACUCUCCUUCAUUUACCUUCGAGAACCGUUCCCUUUCUUCUGGUUUCUCUCCAUCGCCUCUUCAGCCGUCGUCGUGGCGUUCAAAAGGUCCCGUCUUUCUCUCUUCCGCCGCCGCAAGUCUGUGAAAUGGUUCAUCGGCGACGAGGAGGGGGAUGUGGAGAACUCGAGUCCGAAAAAGGGGGAGAGCGCUGUGAGUGAAGGGAUUGUGUUUUACAGCAACGGGGAUUUCUAUGAAGGAGAAUUUCACGGAGGAAAGUGCAGUGGAAAUGGGGUUUACCAUUUCUUUGGGCUUGGGAGGUAUGAGGGCGAUUGGGUUAAUGGCGAGUAUGAUGGCUAUGGGAUCGAACGGUGGGCGAAGGGGAGCCGGUACUGCGGCCAGUACAGCCAUGGAGGGCGGCAUGGGUUUGGUUUUUAUCGCUUCUAUAAUGGUGAUAGCUAUGCCGGUGAGUGGGUGGCUGGGCAGAGCAAUGGCAGAGGUGUGCAGAGCUGCUCUGAUGGUAGCUGUUAUGUUGGGGAGUUCAAAUGCGGGGUGAAGCACGGAUUAGGGUUCUACCACUUUAGAAAUGGUGAUAAAUAUGCGGGGGAGUACUUCGGUGACAAGAUUCAUGGUUUUGGGGUUUACCAUUUUGCAAAUGGGCAAUGCUAUGAGGGUUCAUGGCAUGAAGGAAGAAGACAGGGCUUUGGAACCUAUACUUUUAGAUUAGGUGAAGCCAGAUCAGGAGAAUGGAACUGUGGAUCUCUGAAGAAUCCUCUGCCCUCCGCCGACACCAAUGUUCGACGAGCCGUGCAGUCCGCCAGAGAAGCUUCUGAGAAAGCGAUUCUCCUUCCCCGUGUCGAAGAACAAGUGAACAAGGCAGUCUCAAUGUCGCGUAGAUCAGCCACCGCUGCUCGAGUAGCAGCUAUCAAAACCGUGCAGAAUCAGAUGCGCGGACGAUGAAUGGAAAAUUUCACAAUGCAAAAGCUAUGAGAUGAAUGAUGUACAUAAUCAAUCUUCGAAAUGUAAAUUUUAACUAUGAUGUUUUAGGUCUUUUCAGCUUGUUAGUGAUCACAAGUGAAGGAAGUAGUUUAUUUUUUCUUUUUUUAAAAAAAUUAAAAUUUAGAAGAUAACAUUCCUGCCAUUA